This is a messenger RNA of Prunus armeniaca (apricot), 234 nucleotides long. The record is from the annotation of a GenBank genome assembly. Lineage: Eukaryota; Viridiplantae; Streptophyta; Magnoliopsida; Rosales; Rosaceae.
AUGGCGUAUUUUGGAGAAACCCAACUCUUUGGUGCCAAAGAUUCUGAAGGCGCGAUAUUUUCCACAUGGACACUUCAUGGGGGUCCCUCCGGGUCAUUCUUCGAGGUUAUUGAGGAAGGGCUGGCUUGGCGAGUUGGGAACGAGAAUUCAAUUAGGAUUUUCAAUGACAACUGGCUUCCUAAACCGUGUACUUUUAAAACCGUUGUGAAAUGCAAGAUUGGAUUGGAAUGCUAA